This is a messenger RNA of Blumeria graminis f. sp. triticale, 477 nucleotides long. NCBI's taxonomy places the organism in Eukaryota, Fungi, Ascomycota, Leotiomycetes, Helotiales, Erysiphaceae. The record is from the annotation of a GenBank genome assembly.
AUGCAACUUACCUACAUCAUCCCACUCUUGCUCUUUGCAGUCGGAUCUCUCGCUCUAACCAACACUCAGGUCGAAAAUGACGAUGACAUUAGUCAAUUUAAUUGUGCCAAUCAGAUCUUUUCAGAGGAAGAAGUCUUGAAAUUCUUCAAUGCUGCAGAACGUGAAUUAGCCCUCACACAAGCCUCCGACAAACCCAGAAUGCCAUUAUUGGAACCUUAUGAUCCUAACCCAUCCUCUCGCAGGCGGAAGCCAGUAUACUAUUCAUUCAUAGCCUUUCGCUUGAGAAAUACUAAAGUCCCAAAACAUGUUAUUAUUGAUAAUAAUGCGGACUAUAUUGGCAUGUCUUGGGGAUUUAAAGCCGAACAUGUGUGCCUAAGGCGUGAAGUUACGCCUCAGAAUAGAGAUAGACCAUGGGAUAGCAAACAACAGGCAAAAUUAUGGGAUGCCUACAAGCUUCGUCAUCGAAAUCGACUAUAG